Molecule: messenger RNA, 1060 nt
Organism: Umbelopsis ramanniana AG
Lineage: Eukaryota; Fungi; Mucoromycota; Umbelopsidomycetes; Umbelopsidales; Umbelopsidaceae
Exons: 1
Coding region: 69-974 (301 amino acids)
Source: RefSeq, a predicted model, not a curated record
CUUCUUUUAUACCUGUAAUAUAUUUUUCCCCACUAUCUUUAUAUCCCCCCUUCUCAUAAAUCAACACAAUGGUCGAAGUACUUCAGGAUGAAAAUGUUUACACUCAAUCACAAACCGAUGCUAUAUUGUGCAGCGUCUACUACAUUUGGGCCUUCGUAGCCUUUAUUUUCCUACUCAACCGAAUAGCAAAAGAUAUCCACUUCCACAUCAAGAAUCCUUUCCGGAUAUCAGGAUUUUGCUGUAAUUUGUUGACGCUUGUGCAGGCCACAUUACUCGUAUAUUCCGUCGUUCGACUCCAAACGCCACGCUAUACAACCAUCGUUUUCUUUGUGUGUCGAAUGGUCUUUGUCCUGGUGACAUCUGCCAAUCAAGUCAUUACCGGCCGUUCACUUGGACAAUCGUAUCUGAGAGCUUGGUACUUGACCAUACCACUCUUCCUCAGUCUCCUCGCUUACUUGGCCGCUGAUCUUGCCUGUAUCAUUGUUGUCCCCGUAUACAACAUUGAUGCUGCUCCCAACUGGCUUUACAUAAUAGGUUCUGUCCUCUGCCUAGCCCAUCUAUUCCUUGCCAAUCUCUUCGCUCUUUUGCCACUUGUCCGACGUCAUCCCGACAAUGAAUUAGACGCUUUCAACUGUGGCACUAGUCUUUGGCACUUUACCUGUUUCUCUUUCCUUCUGCUCGCAUUCAUCGCUGCCUACAUCGUUUCCUUUGUACGCUCAGAUGUCUGGUAUACCAUUUCCUUUAUCUCCGUGGAGGGCAUUCUUCGAGUCUGCUGCCAGUUUGUCUAUGGCGCAAAGGCUCCCAAGUGGGCUCAAAAGACCUUCCUUACUCCCUUUGCAUCGCUCUUCCCUGUGGAAAUCACCUUCACACCUGAAGUCAUUGAACACCAAGUCACUCAAGAACAGGAGGAAAUGAGCAUUUGCUACGAUAAUAAGGGAGGAAAGCAUGUCCUCGCCUCAGUCACAUCUGUUUAGAGCUUUCCAUGUAUAUUUUGAACAACUGUAAAUAUUGCAAAUAUAUCCAUUUCACAAAAAAGAAACCACCAUGUCUGUUUGAGUUA